Solea senegalensis (Senegalese sole) is the source of this 1318-nucleotide messenger RNA. It is a transcript of the gene med6, whose product is annotated as mediator complex subunit 6. The transcript is spliced from 8 exons. NCBI's taxonomy places the organism in Eukaryota, Metazoa, Chordata, Actinopteri, Pleuronectiformes, Soleidae. The record is from RefSeq and is a predicted model, not a curated record. Gene Ontology annotation, molecular function: transcription coactivator activity. Bases 31 to 771 code for a protein of 246 amino acids. Gene Ontology annotation, biological process: regulation of transcription by RNA polymerase II. Gene Ontology annotation, cellular component: mediator complex; core mediator complex.
GACGUCAUCAGUGUGAGACUCUUUGUUGACAUGUCGUCGUUGGAUUUCAGAGACAACCUUCUCGGGAUUUCCUGGGUGGACAGUGGCUGGGUGCCAAUUCUUAAUCCUGGAAAUGUCCUGGAUUACUUCUCUGAGAGAAGCAACCCCUUCUAUGACAGGACCUGCAAUAAUGAGGUAGUGAAGAUGCAGCGGCUCACUCUGGAGCACCUGAAUCAGAUGGUGGGAGUGGAGUACAUUCUUCUUCAUGCUCAGGAGCCAAUUCUUUAUAUAAUCCGUAAACAACAGAGGCAGUCACCAACACAGGUGAUAUCUUUGGCGGACUACUACAUCAUAGCAGGAGUUGUGUAUCAGGCUCCAGACCUGGGGACAGUAAUCAGCUCCAGAGCACUUUCUGCAGUUCAUGGAAUCCAGUCAGCGUUUGAUGAAGCCAUGUCAUACUGCCGCUAUCACCCAUCUAAAGGAUACUGGUGGCACUUCAAGGACCAGGAGGAGAGAGAAAAGGCAAAGCCAAAAUCAAAGAAGAAAGAGGAGCCAAGUUCUUUGUUUCAGCGGCACCGUGUGGACACACUGCUUUUGGACCUCAGGUCAAAAUUCCCACCAACGUUUUACCAGCCUAAACCUGGGGAAAAGCCCAUUCCAGUUGAGGUGAAAAAAGAGCCUGAACCUCCCACAGAAACUGUAAAACAAGAGGAGAGGGAACCGGCCACAAAGUCGUCCGCUCCAGCUCCACCAAGUAAACCUCCUCCUGAGAAGAGAGCACGGCUGCAGUGAUGGAUACACAUGUCGCUCUCUGUGAAGAUGGAGUAGAGCCAUGAAAAGUCCUACAGCACUAAUUGAAAAAGAUAUAGAAUAUGUCCUGCCCUCUUCCAGAACUGCAAGAUGAUUCUCCACUCUGCUCAUUUGAUCAGUUUACAGGAUGCUAAGAAUGAAAUGGCCCCUCUCAGUGCCAGGACUACUUUUACACUGUAACCUUAGUCUCGUGUACUUAAUAGGUUUGGCAUCAUGGACGUUUCAGGCAGCUGCACCAACAAAUGGGCUUUAAACGUUUUGAUAUCAGCAGGUAUUUCGUCUUGGAUUUCGUCUUUUUUUUUUGCAAAUGAUAGGCUGACAUCAUCAUCAGUGUCGGAUUACGCUGACAUCAGCGUAAUAUUUGCGGUUUAGUGACUUCAUGGGACAGUUUUGAUCCCUACUCUACUUCACAGCAUGAUGUGUCAUGAAAGCAUUAUCACAUCUGAAAUGUAAAACCCCUCUUAAUCCAGACUCUUUAGUUACAAAUAUUUUCACUUGUUUUUUGUAUUAAAAAGUAUCUGCUAUUCUA